Molecule: messenger RNA, 2267 nt
Organism: Gasterosteus aculeatus aculeatus (three-spined stickleback)
Lineage: Eukaryota; Metazoa; Chordata; Actinopteri; Perciformes; Gasterosteidae
Product: serine/threonine-protein phosphatase 2A 55 kDa regulatory subunit B delta isoform
Cellular component (GO): protein phosphatase type 2A complex
Molecular function (GO): protein binding; protein phosphatase regulator activity
Source: RefSeq, a predicted model, not a curated record
UGCAUGACGUCAUUUCUCCAUGUACCGUGCGCCAUUUUGGAAGAAAAAAAAAUCUCGGAUAAUUUCCGUGGUCUUGACAGAUCUGGACCCGAGUCUUCACACUGAUUGUGGAUGCUACCAAUUUCCCCGAGCAAGCCGCAUUGGUUGAUUAAGUAUUGGACGCCGUGUACAGCAAGAGCUGCUACAUGAAGCAAUGGCGGGAGUUGCAGGUGGAAAUGAUUUUCAGUGGUGUUUCUCUCAAGUGAAAGGAGCGAUAGAUGAAGAUGUUGCGGAAGCUGACAUAAUCUCAACGGUUGAGUUCAACUAUUCUGGAGAAUUGCUCGCAACCGGUGAUAAAGGAGGCCGAGUAGUGAUAUUUCAACAUGAGCAGGAGUCUAAGAAUCGCCCACAUCUGCGCGGGGAGUACAACGUCUAUAGCACAUUUCAGAGUCACGAGCCAGAAUUUGACUAUUUGAAAAGUUUAGAAAUUGAGGAGAAAAUUAAUAAAAUAAGAUGGCUACCCCAACAAAAUGCUGCUCACUUUCUACUUUCGACAAAUGAUAAAACUAUCAAAUUGUGGAAAAUAAGUGAAAGAGAUAAAAGAGCAGAAGGUUACAACCUGAAAGAUGAAGAUGGACGACUGCGAGACCCCUUUAGAAUCACCUCUUUACGGGUACCAGUACUGAUGCCAAUGGAUCUCAUGGUAGAAGCAAGCCCACGGAGGAUCUUUGCAAAUGCGCACACCUAUCACAUUAAUUCCAUUUCUGUAAAUAGUGAUCAUGAAACGUACCUCUCUGCAGAUGACCUAAGAAUAAAUCUAUGGCACUUGGAAAUCACAGACAGAAGUUUUAAUAUUGUAGACAUCAAGCCCGCCAACAUGGAGGAACUGACGGAAGUAAUCACAGCUGCUGAGUGCCAUCCACUCCAAUGCAAUGUAUUUGUGUACAGCAGUAGCAAAGGCACCAUCCGCCUGUGUGACACACGCGCAGCGGCCCUCUGUGAUCGGCAAGCAAAGUUCUUUGAAGAACCAGAGGACCCAAGCAGCCGAUCUUUUUUCUCUGAGAUCAUCUCAUCCAUCUCGGACGUGAAGUUCAGUCACAGCGGACGCUAUAUGAUGACACGUGACUACCUCUCCGUCAAAGUCUGGGACCUCAACAUGGAGAACAGGCCAGUGGAGACGUAUCAGGUCCAUGAAUACCUUCGCAGUAAACUGUGCUCCUUGUAUGAAAAUGACUGCAUCUUUGACAAGUUUGAGUGCUGCUGGAAUGGCAGUGACAGUGCCAUCAUGACCGGCUCCUACAACAACUUCUUCCGAAUGUUUGACCGCAACACCAGGCGGGACAUCACACUGGAGGCGUCCCGGGAGAGCAGCAAACCGCGGGCUACGCUGAAACCGCGCAAAGUGUCCACCGGCGGCAAGAGGAAGAAGGACGAGAUCAGCGUGGACAGCCUGGACUUCAACAAGAAGAUCCUCCACACUGCCUGGCACCCCAAAGAUAACGUGAUCGCUGUGGCAGCCACCAACAACUUGUACAUUUUCCAGGACAAAAUCAACUAGAAGAUUUGGGGUCUCCAGAGGGAUAGGGCUUUUACCGUACCUGUGUAGUUAAGCCUACUACUUGUCUAUCUGUAUAAGAAGAAAACAGCCUCGUUGUCCUCCUGGUGAAGAAUUCGAAAGCACGUGUCUACUUUUCUUCUUCUUUUUUUUUUUUUUUCUUUUUCUUUUUUCGCCACAGGAGGUUGAUCCAUAGGCCUGUUUUAUUUUGAGUCUGAGCUUAGGUUGUUCUUGCCUUUUGGCAACGGGGGCAGUCAACACGCCUCCCUCCUCCUCUCCCCUGACCCAGAAAGCCCAAUUCGGGUCGUAUUGACGGAAUGGCUCUCCCUAGAGGUCAAACUCUUGAACGUUGGUGUUUGUGUUGACAUUUUAAGCCUUCAUUUCAUGAUUUCACGACAGAACUAUUGGAAGCCCUUAAAACGACGUCUUGUCAAAGUUGUAACAUCAUCUCAAAGGUUUUGGGCGCUCUGAAGCACGGAUUAAUGGCCAAUAGGCCUAACUGUAACAUUCCCCCAUUGGCCAUGUAUUCAGGCCAAACCGCUGGUGGAAGUGGCCAUGAAUUUUUGGAAAGUGGACUUUCUUUCUUCUCCUCCUCCCCCCUUCUACCCCCCCCAAACCUCCCUCCCUCCCUUCCUCUUACUUUAUCCCCGUCAAUACGGUGACAUAAUUUCACUGACUGUAUCUACUCUAAGUACACCAUGUCAUCCACAUAAUAAAAGAAACUAAAACUACA